Molecule: messenger RNA, 791 nt
Organism: Rhincodon typus (whale shark)
Lineage: Eukaryota; Metazoa; Chordata; Chondrichthyes; Orectolobiformes; Rhincodontidae
Gene: hnrnpul1l
Product: heterogeneous nuclear ribonucleoprotein U-like 1 like
Exons: 5
Molecular function (GO): protein binding
Source: RefSeq, a predicted model, not a curated record
AUUAAUGAAGAGAUUUCAGUUAAGCAUCUUCCACCAACUGAGCCUGAUCCUCACGUGGUCCGUGUUGGUUGGUCACUUGACUCAUGCAGUACUCAACUAGGUGAGGAAGAAUUCUCAUUUGGGUAUGGAGGGACUGCAAAGAAGUCAACAAGCUGCAAGUUUCAGGACUAUGGAGAGCGAUUUUCUGAAAAUGAUGUGUUGGGAUGUCUAAUUAAUUUUGAAGCUGGGGAAGAUGUGGAGAUGUCCUUUACAAAGAAUGGAAGGUGGCUUGGUGUGGCAUUCAGGGUCAAGAAAAUGGCGCUUGGUGGGCGACCCUUGUUUCCACAUGUGCUGUCAAAGAACUGUGCCAUUGAGUUCAACUUUGGGCAGAAGGAACCAUGGUACAGACUUCCUGAUGGCUUCACAUACAUUCAACAUGUACCUGUAGAUGAGCGUAUACCAGGUACAGCAGGACCAAAGACCAAGUCAGAGUGUGAGAUCCUGAUGAUGGUUGGCCUUCCUGCAGCUGGGAAGACAACAUGGGCUAUUACGCAUGCAGCUCGCCACCCUUGGAAGAAAUACAACAUCCUUGGAACAAAUGCCAUCAUGGACAAGAUGAAGGUGAUGGGUCUUCGCCGUCAGCGCAAUUAUGCAGGCCGUUGGGACGUCCUAAUCCAGCAGGCUACUCAGUGCUUGAAUCGCCUCAUCCAGAUUGCUGCUCGCAAGAAACGCAACUACAUACUUGACCAGGUACUGUUGUGUUUCCGUGCUUUAUUACUACAUUAGAUAAGCUAGCUUCAUUUUAUUUGUUU